ACAUACACCUGCCGGCUGCGUGAAUUCCCAAAGCUGCAAAAUUCUCGUCAAUAAAUAGGGGUUUCGCUCCCCUUGGAUACACACAACACUCUGUCGCAAUGGCCUCUGUUUCAACCGUCUCCGAAGUGCCAAGAAGGCUAGAGGGAAAGGUGGCACUGAUAACUGGAGGAGCCAGCGGCAUUGGUGAAUGCACUGCCAAAGUCUUCGUACAACAUGGAGCCCGUGUGGUUGUCGCCGACAUCCAAGAUGAACUGGGCCAUGAACUAAUCCAGGCUUUGGGACCUUCAAACUCACUCUACGUCCACUGCGAUGUCACCGAUGAAUCCCAAAUUAAAAAUGCUGUUGAAAAAGCUGUGGCAACCUAUGGAAAGCUAGACAUCAUGUUCAACAAUGCCGGCAUUGCUGACGAGAACAAGGCUCGCAUCAUCGAUAACGAGAAGUCUGAUUUUGAGCGCGUUCUUAGUAUCAAUGUGACCGGAGUUUUCCUCGGCAUCAAGCAUGCGGCGCAGGCCAUGAUUCCAGUCCGUAGCGGCUGCAUCAUUUCGACUGCUAGCGUGAGCUCGUAUCUAGGAGGCGCAGCUUCACAUGCAUAUGCAUGCUCAAAGCAUGCUGUCUUAGGCCUUACCAAAAAUGCAGCGGUUGAGCUGGGGCAGUUUGGCAUUAGGGUCAAUUGCUUGUCACCGUAUGCGAUCGUGACACCUUUGGCAAGGAAAUUUGUUGGGCUUGAGGACGAGGCGCUUCAGAAUUAUGUGAAUUCGAUUGCCAAUCUGAAGGGUGUGACCCUUAAGGCAGAAGAUGUAGCAAAUGCUGCUCUUUAUUUAGCAAGUGAUGAAUCGAGGUACGUGAGUGGACACAAUCUCCUCAUAGACGGUGGCUUCAGCAUUGUUAACCCAUCAUUGUGCAUGUUUCAGUACCCCGAUCCAUGAUCAUAUAAAUCCGCUAAGUACUUCCCUUUUUGAGCCUAAAAAUCCUACAUUAUGAUGAUGAAGAUGAUGAUAGCGGUCUUUUCCCUCUCUCCCUGUGGAUUGGACAUAAUAAUGAGCGUGAAAUAUAAUAACAAAUGUCUUUUAAUUGCUAGUACGUUGAUCAUUACAUGAGAAUGAAAACUUCAAUUUUCAAGGAAGCC
Messenger RNA from Juglans regia (Persian walnut), 1126 nucleotides. RefSeq names its product secoisolariciresinol dehydrogenase-like. Lineage: Eukaryota; Viridiplantae; Streptophyta; Magnoliopsida; Fagales; Juglandaceae. Gene Ontology annotation, molecular function: oxidoreductase activity, acting on the CH-OH group of donors, NAD or NADP as acceptor. The transcript has 2 exons. The record is from RefSeq and is a predicted model, not a curated record. The coding region runs from base 99 to 926 and encodes 275 amino acids.